Messenger RNA from Drosophila bipectinata, 1831 nucleotides. RefSeq names its product Major Facilitator Superfamily Transporter 12 (gene MFS12). Gene Ontology annotation, cellular component: membrane. NCBI's taxonomy places the organism in Eukaryota, Metazoa, Arthropoda, Insecta, Diptera, Drosophilidae. The record is from RefSeq and is a predicted model, not a curated record. Gene Ontology annotation, biological process: monoatomic anion transport; transmembrane transport. Gene Ontology annotation, molecular function: transmembrane transporter activity.
ACCAAAAGUGUCGGAGUCGUUAAUUAAUGGAAUCUGGCACUAUCAGACAAUUGUUAAACGGCAAUAAAAUGUAAAUUGAGUAAAAAAGGACCUAGAAAAAAUCAUACAGAUGACAAACAGUUCUCACCGUCAUCUCAUAAAACGAGGCAGUUAAUACAUUUUUUAAUCAGACUAUUAAACGGACUGUUAAGCAACGGUCUUUGAUUCGUCUCAAACAUGGUCUUUAAUUCGAAUGCAGAGAAGAUUCCUUUGCUUUACCGAGCUGUUCCUGGUUCCCUCAAGAAACUAUCCUCAAGUGGCUUUGGCACUCGUCAUUGGCAGGCAAUCCUUCUGUUCCUAGGCAUGAUGUUCAAUUACUUCCAAAGGGUUAACAUCUCCGCUGCUAUUGUGCCCAUGACCCAAUCCACGGCCGGAGCUCCGUCCUAUGAUUGGAAUGUGUCAGACAAGUCGCUAAUCUUGAGCAGUUUCUUUUGGGGUUACGUGGUCUCUCAGGUUCCUGCUGGUCUCUUGGCCAAGCGGUUUGGAGCCAAGCUUGUGCUAGGAUUAUCCACCUUGGUGGGAGGAAUUUUGUGCUUUUUCCACCCUAUGGCAGCCGAGAGUGGAGUCGAAAGUGUCUGUGUGUUGCGUGUAAUUACGGGAUUAGUCCAAGGAUCCGUCUAUCCAUGCGUCCACACAUUGCUGGCCAAGUGGGUGCCUCGCACGGAGCGUGGUUUCCUGACCACUGGCAUCUACUCAGGAGCGCAGUUUGGAACAGCCGUUAUCCUAGUCAGCAGCGGCUUCAUCUUCGAGUCCAGCAUGGGCUGGCCGGGCCUGUUCUACAUUUCUGGAGGUCUAAACUUGGCCUGGGCCUUGCUUUUCUUCUGGCAAGGUGCUAACGAACCAGCCACGUCUUCAAGGAUCAGUCAGACUGAACGGGAGUACAUCGAGAGCCUUACAGGAAGCAACAGCGGAAGUCAGUCCAUGUCAGUGCCAUGGCGAUCCAUUUUCACAUCACCUGCCUUCUAUGGUCUCCUGGCCGCCCAUUGCGGCUUCACCUGGGGAUUCUACACUUUGCUCACCGAGAUGCCCACAUACAUGAGUCAUGUGCUUCAACUCGAUGUUAAGUCCAAUGCCUUCCUAUCCUCACUGCCGUACUUUGCCAUGGGCUUGCUGUGUCUGGUGGUCAGUCCCAUAUCAGACUUGCUUAUCAAUCGAGGCACUAUUACUAUUACCACGGCCCGAAAGCUCUUCAACUCGAUUGGCCAAUGGGGACCGAUGGCCUGUUUGAUUGGACUCGGCUACAUGACGGCGGACGAAAAAUCUUGGGCCAUUCUUCUGCUUACCCUGGCGGUGGGCAUCAACGCUGGUUGCUCCUGCGGCUACCUCAUUAACCACAUCGAUCUUUCGCCCAACUUCGCCGGGCCCAUGAUGGGUGUAACCAACGGAAUCGCGGGAAUAACCUCAAUUGUGGCUCCUCUGGUUGUAGGAGCCAUUCUGACUAACGAGGAGGAUCCAAACCAAUGGCGGGUGGUGUUCUUUAUUACCGGAGGAGUUUACCUUCUCUGCAACACGCUAUUCGUGUUGUUCGGCAAGGCAACCAUCCAACCCUGGAACGAGCCAUCUUCGAUGUCUAGCACAGCCACCUUGCGAAAUCAUUUGGAAAACGAUUCAAAGACCAUUGCUCCCACGUCCGACAAGGACAAUCGGUUCUGAGAACGUCCACCUGCACUCGAAGCCAUUGACAAUCUCGAUAGGUGUUUAUUGUUAAUUGUAGAUUAUAAGUUAUUGUAUCAGUUAUAUUUGGAUAUGCUUUAGCUCUAACACCUAAUAUAUCGGUUUAUGUUUAAUCUUA